Phytophthora sojae is the source of this 798-nucleotide messenger RNA. RefSeq lists its product as hypothetical. The transcript has a single exon. NCBI's taxonomy places the organism in Eukaryota, Oomycota, Peronosporomycetes, Peronosporales, Peronosporaceae. The record is from RefSeq and is a predicted model, not a curated record. Bases 1 to 798 code for a protein of 265 amino acids.
AUGCCGCUGCAUGAUCAAUGCAGGCAGGUAAAUAGCCGUGACGUGGGUUUAACUAUCUACGGAGGCAACGAUGCGCCGCUGCAAUUUCGUUGCAGGCAGGCUGACAGCUGGUAUCCAUGUGCGACGCACAGCGGUGGAGCGGAAUGGCCUCAGGAAUUGUCAAGGCUAUCUCGGAGCGGGACAACGGAAACGUCGAGUACCGGCCUGCGUGUAAACCGGACUUCACCGACUGGGUCAGCGCCAAUGCAGCUGCACCACUUUAUCCAAAAGCAGGAACACCGAUACGCUUUGUCUCUGUUAGCCAGAGAACGCUUGCUCUCGCUUGAUCGAACGAAAGGGCAAACAGAGCUUGCCAAUGCUCUGCGUCGCUUUGGAAUUACUCCACCAGGACCAAGUCCGGCAUUUGUAUUGAAAAACGGUCAUAAGUGCCACCUGAUCGACAAGACCAAGCAGUAUGCGCUCAGCGAGCUGCUACGUCGAUCUCGCCAAAGCCUCCCAGAGUUUAUUCGUCUCGUACGAGGUGAGUCACAGAGCGACCCCCGCCCUAAUAAGGCGCUUACGGUUCCUGGCCAUCUCCCGUGCUGGCGCCACUACCCAUUCAAAGAUCAGUGGCGCGACAUCGUCGCACACGGUGUGCGUCCUAAGUGGAGAUCAGCAUUCCCGAACCAAUCUAAACCUCCUCCGAAUCAUGGAUCGGCUCGGCGAGCGCUAAAUGUCGUGAUAAAGAACCCAGGAUGCGAAUCGCUACUUGGUUUUGGAUAUCGACUUGCUACCAAUACUACAAGGUGUCACAUGUAG